Messenger RNA from Lathyrus oleraceus (garden pea), 1161 nucleotides. RefSeq lists its product as uncharacterized. The transcript has a single exon. NCBI's taxonomy places the organism in Eukaryota, Viridiplantae, Streptophyta, Magnoliopsida, Fabales, Fabaceae. Bases 1 to 1161 code for a protein of 386 amino acids. The record is from RefSeq and is a predicted model, not a curated record.
AUGUCAUAUACUGAGCUUUAUCCCUCUCUGUUGCAAAAAGGUUUGGUGGUUCCUAGACCUAUGGGACCUCCACCUGAUUGUUUGCCUCCAUGGUACAACCCUAACACACAUUGUCCUUUUCAUGAGGGUGCUCUCGGGCAUGACCUAGAGGGUUUCUAUGCUUUGAAGCAUAGGGUUUGUGAGCUUAUUGAUAGCAAGAUUCUGUCUUUUAGGGAUAUCGGACUAAACGUGAAGAAUAAUCCUUUUCCCCCCCAUGGAGACCCUACAGUGAACGUGAUUGAAGAUGCCUCUGAUGGUGUUAUGGUUGAGAAGGUUGAUGAUGUUAAAACUCCUAUGGUAGCAUUCCAUGCCCGAUUGGUGGAAGCUGGCCUAAUUGAUGUUUGUCAUGACAACUAUGAAGAGUGUGCCACACACCCAAGGGGGUGUCAGAUAGUACGUGAUAAUAUUCAAGACUUGAUGAAAAAAGGAGUGCUUAAAAUCUCCAGUGUUGCAAAGAAUGAAGAUGUAUCAGUAAUUGAACCUUGUUUUAAUCUACCUGGCCCGGUUGAAAUCUCUUACUAUAGUAGGAAAGUGGUGUCUGUGAAUAGUCAUCUGUCACCUGUUGUGAUCUGUAUGCCUACGUUGUUUCCAUAUGAAAGAACCAAAGUUGUGCCUUGGAAAUAUGAUAUUACCGUUGUGGAUAAGAUCGUUGAAGGAAGUAAAUACGGUGGAGUGUCAGAAAUUGUGAACAAAGACGUCACCAAUAUUGCAGGAAUGAGCAGAAUGACCCGUAAUGGUCGAAUUUAUACACCUGAAUUCAAUGUGACUCCUCAAGUACCAGCCAAGGAAUCUACAGUUAUAGCUCCUGCUAAAGAACCCGAAGUGGUCCAAUCUGAAGAUGUUGUUGAAUUCCUAAAGUUGAUAAAAAGAAGUGAUUACAAGGUUGUGGAUCAGCUGCAUCAAACACCAUCUAAGAUUUCUAUUUUGUCUCUGUUAUUGAACUCCCAAGCCCAUAGGGAGGCUUUGUUGAAGGUGCUUUCCCAAGCUCAUGUAACACAAAGCAUAACAGUAGACCAGUUUGAUGGGGUGGUUGUAAACAUCCUAGCUUACAAUACUUUAAGCUUUAGUGGAGAGGAAUUACCUGAGGAUGGACAAAAUCACAAUCGUGCUCUCCAUAUCUAA